UCCCUCCAGCUGCUUUACUCCCGUUUGCUUUCGGUUUCCCAGACACUUCUCUGGUCUGAUCUCCUCCCUGGAUUACUGCACGACUGCCAGCCCUGCACCUGAGUAGAAUCCUGAGAAUGUCGGACCCCGGUUUCACGUCGAAUGAUAUCCGAAGCAGUUUAAAGUGCAGCAUUUGCCUGGAAUUGUUCACCAUGCCGGUGUCUACGGCCUGCGGGCACAAUUUCUGCCAGAAAUGUAUCAAUGAUCACUGGGAUCAAGAGGUUCGGAAGCAGAUUCCCUACUCCUGCCCACGGUGCCGGAAGAUAUUUCCUGAGCGCCCCGAAACCCCCAAAAAUGUGGAUCUCAGCGACUUGGUUGAGACAGUAAGGGCUUUGGAGAAGCAGAACGUAUCCCAAGAGCCGGAAAUUCAAAGGAAGAGAAACGUGUGUCCAGCUACAAAGUGUCAGCGGCACAACCGCAACUUCGAGUUGUUCUGUUGCACAGAGAAGCGCUGCGUCUGUUCCAAAUGCUACAUGGUGGAAUGCCGCAAUCAUACACUGGAGUCCAUUGAGGAGAAGAGACAGAUGGAAGAGGAGCAGCUUAGGAAGUCUUUACUUGGCAAUGCCAAUCAAAAGGAGGAAAUACGGGCAGCGAUUGAAAAGCGCCAGCAGCUCACUGGAAAUAUUAAAACGUCAUGUGACAAGAUGGAGACCUGUAUCUUGGCUAAGUUUGAGGAGCUGAGCAAUGUUCUUGAGGUGUGCUGUACCAUGUCCAUAGAGACAUUACGGAGUGAAGAGGGGGUAGCCUUGGCUAAAGCGGAGCAGAGUCUGGAGCAGCUGCAAAAGCAUUUGGAACGAGUGGAGCAACAUGAAAACGAAGCGGAACAGUUGUGCCAAAACCCAGAUGAUGUUGCGUUUCUCCAGGGCUUUACUUUGCUUGUGCCUCCUGAAGCCAUUCCUGUGCUGCCCAGUAUGCCAUUAUGUGGCUCCUCACAGGUGGAUGCAGUAACCAGAAUCCUGCCGCAGGUCAUUAAUCUUCUGAAGGUAGAAUUCCCUAAUGCCCUGCUCAAUGAGCCAUCACAGGCUGAAGUCAAGGAGACCUCAUGCACUCCAUCUCCACCUAAAGCAAAGACAAGGCCAAGCAUCACUCCUUCCACAAUGAGUCAACUGAGAGCAGAACUUUAUAAAGAUUACCGUAACUUGACGUUUGAGCCCAGAAGUGCAAACAAGUACAUCCAGCUGUCACGUCAGAACUGCAAGGCCUCCCACAAGAUGAGUUCCCAGGGGGCGGAGGUUCUUAUAUCCUCCUCUACUUUCCAAACCUGGCAAGUCAUGUGUACAGAGGGGUUCUCCAGUGGCCACCACUACUGGGAAGUGGAGCUUUCUGCACAUUUCGUAGAAGUAGGAGUAGCGUACGACUGCCUGGAGCGCAGUAAAAACGAACAGAACAAGAUAGGGCGCAACCCCUUCUCAUGGAGUCUGCAGAUACAUAGCAGAUGCCACUCAGCCUGGCAUGCUAAUACAGAGCAGCAACUGCAGGCCCCCAAGUACACAAAGGUGGGAGUCAGUCUGGACUGCGAGGCUGGCACUCUUACGUUCUAUGGAGUGAGGGAUGGUGGCCUGGAACUUCUCCAUUCGUUCAGCUGUAUCUUCUCCCAGGCACUGUACCCCACAUUCUGGAUUGGAGAGGGAGCGAGUGUCAGCUUGUUCCAGUACAGCGCUGAGCCAGGAAAUACAUCCCACGGGGAGUGAUAUCUGGGUGUAGAACAGACAUUCAUGUUGUCAAUAUACCCUUUUUAAAAAUAAGCCACCCAAUGGGAAACAAUCAUUUAACCCACGUCUGUAAAAAUCCUCUUAAAGGGAGCACAAACCCCAAAAUAAAACGUUGCUUAAUAAAAUACAGCGGCUUGCAAAAGUAUUCGGCCCCCUUGAACUUUUCCACAUUUUGUCACAUUACAGCCACAA
This is a messenger RNA of Xenopus tropicalis (tropical clawed frog), 1943 nucleotides long. RefSeq names its product tripartite motif containing 65 (gene trim65). Bases 117 to 1730 code for a protein of 537 amino acids. The transcript is spliced from 7 exons. Gene Ontology annotation, biological process: antiviral innate immune response. NCBI's taxonomy places the organism in Eukaryota, Metazoa, Chordata, Amphibia, Anura, Pipidae. The record is from RefSeq and is a predicted model, not a curated record.